AUAUUCUUCCGGUCUAUUGUAACGAACGGCAAAUAUUGUUUCAAAAGGCUCGGGGGGAAAGGAUCUGCGUUCGCGCUAAAAACAAAACAAAACAGCGGUUUAUUCCUUCAUCAUGGUGAAGAUCAGCUUUCAGCCCAUCACAGGACAAAAAGCCGAGAAAGAGGGUGGUGAUGGAGAUAAAACUCAAAUAUUCAUACCGCAUUCACACGUGGAAGAGGAGCUGGUCUUACCUGUUGGACGGAAGCGCUCCUCUCUGAGUGGACUUUGCUGCCUGACAACUGCACUGAUUGUCUUCACCUGCAGUCUGAUUUAUGCUUCGAUAUAUAUCUACCGCUACUACAUCAUUCCUCAGGUUCCGGAUCAAAGUCGGUUCCACUGCCGCGUCGUGUAUGAGGACUCGGUGGCUGCUCCGCUGCGAGGUUCCCAUGAGGUGGAGGAGAAUGUGGGCAUCUAUCUGAAGGAAAACUACGAGCAAAUCAGCGUCCCUGUGCCCGACUUCAGCAACACAGACCCUGCUGACAUCAUUCAUGAUUUCCACAGGGGUCUGACAGCCUACCAUGACAUCGCCUUAGACAAGUGUUAUGUCACGGAGCUCAACACCACCGUUGUAAUGCCGCCUCGCAACCUUUGGGAGCUGCUCAUUAACGUCAAGAAAGGGACUUACCUCCCCCAGACGUACAUUGUGCAGGAAGAGAUGGUCGUGACUGGUCGUGUUAAUAAUAUGCAUCAGCUUGGCCGGUUUAUUUACCGUCUGUGUAAUGGUAAAGAUACGUACAGGCUCCGUCGCCGCACCUCACGCCGCCGUAUCAGCAAGCGCGAUGCGCAGAACUGUCACCGAAUCCGUCACUUCGAGAACACAUUCGUGGUGGAGACGGUGAUUUGCGAGACCCCAUAGGCUGUUCAUCACUUUGCUCCACCCAUGUCCAAUGAGAUCAUCUCUGCUGAUCUCGGUAGCCACACCCCUUUGAAAAUCACACACUUUACCUCUGAUCCUUAAUGUCUGUAGCCCCAUCACUCUAUCUUUUUUGUACUUCUCCCUCUCUGUAUUCGUAGUAAUUCAUCACAGCCUUCUCUUGAAAGAUAUCCGACGAGUCCUGUUUAUUCGCAAUAAUAAGCAUUUCAAAAAAA
This is a messenger RNA of Danio rerio (zebrafish), 1128 nucleotides long. RefSeq names its product integral membrane protein 2Ca (gene itm2ca). Lineage: Eukaryota; Metazoa; Chordata; Actinopteri; Cypriniformes; Danionidae. Gene Ontology annotation, cellular component: lysosomal membrane; plasma membrane; membrane. The record is from RefSeq and is marked provisional.